Oryzias melastigma (Indian medaka) is the source of this 2546-nucleotide messenger RNA. It is a transcript of the gene wasf2, whose product is annotated as WASP family member 2. Gene Ontology annotation, cellular component: cytoskeleton. The record is from RefSeq and is a predicted model, not a curated record. NCBI's taxonomy places the organism in Eukaryota, Metazoa, Chordata, Actinopteri, Beloniformes, Adrianichthyidae. Gene Ontology annotation, molecular function: Arp2/3 complex binding; protein kinase A regulatory subunit binding; actin binding. Gene Ontology annotation, biological process: positive regulation of Arp2/3 complex-mediated actin nucleation; actin cytoskeleton organization.
AUCUUGUUGCCACUGUUCAUUUGCACUGGGCAGGGUUUGAAGUGGGAGGAUCAGACGAGGAGGUCCUCCGCUACUGAACACCCAAUGCCAGUCAUUCCUCGGACGCGUUCCAACUCGCUGAAGCAGAAGCUGGAAUGAAGCUCUUCCACCGCCCUAACUUACGAAGAUUGCGGACAGAUGUUUGUCACUAGUCAGGGUGGAGUUGCGUGUUUUACGUUGAAAUGUCCACAUCCUGUUCUUGGGGGAAUCAGACGACAGGCGCAGCAGCCAAUCAGCUUUGAGGAAGUCCGUCAUCAGCCAAUCGGAAGUUUAGAAUUCCGGGACUUGCGCCGCUGGUAUCGUUCGACAGUUUACUGUACCGCUCAACUCUUCUGAAGAAAAUCAGGGGAUAGCAGUUUCUAGAGUGGGUAUAAAGUGUAAAACUGCAAUUUCUGCGGGGUUUGGCCAACCUACCUGCCGACCCCCACCAUGCCUUUGGUGACUAGAAACAUAGAGCCACGGCAUGUGUGUCGCCAGACCAUCCCGUCCACCAUCCGCAGUGAGCUGGAAUGCGUCACCAACAUCAGCCUGGCCAAUAUCAUCCGACAGCUCGGCAGUCUCAGCAAAUUUGCAGAGGAUGUGUUUGGGGAGCUGUUUGUUGAGGCUGGAUCAUUCGCUCUCAGAGUGGACACACUCGUAAAAAGAGUGGAAUGUCUGCAGGUUAAAGUCACUCAAUUAGACCCUAAAGAAGAGGAAGUCUCCCUACAAGCCAUCACUACUCGUAAGGCUUUUCGCAGUGAUCGGAGUCAGGACCAGCAGUUGUUCAUCAGGCCGUCUCUGCCAGUGCCUAUACAGGACACCUACAUGAUCUGCAAUCCUCCUCCCCCACUCAACCAGCUCAGCCAGUACCGGGACGAUGGAAAGGAACCCCUAAAGUUUUACACCGACCCCUCCUACUUCUUUGACCUGUGGAAGGAGCAGAUGCUGCAGGACACCAAGGACAUCAUAAAGGAGAAGCGCAAGCACAGAAAGGAGAAGAAAGACCAUUUGAGCCCACGGACGCUGAAUCCUAGAAAAAUUAAGACCAGGAAGGAGGAAUGGGAGCGGCUCAAGAUGGGGGAGGAGUUUGUGGUCCCGAAGAAUGAGCUCAACUCCUCCGAAGGACUGAACGGCAGUAUUGGAUCAGGGGAGGGCUUCACUUCGGAUGUCCUUGAACACAGCACAAACUCCUAUGCUUAUGACCCCGGCUCCCCUCUCCCUCCACCUGGCCCCGAUGACUUCCUGCCUCCUCCGCCUCCCGACAUGGCACCACCACCUCCGCCGCCUCCACCACCCCCAGGGCCCCCGCCUCUUGACAGUCCUGCUCCACCUCGACCAGCGCCCGCUACUGGGGCAACGCCCAGCUCCGCCCCUAAACCUCAGCCGGCGCCAGUCAGUGACGGCCGCAGCGACCUGCUGCAGGCCAUCCGACAAGGUUUCAACCUGCGGAAGGUGGAAGCUCAGCGGGAGCAGGAGAAGAGGGAUCACACUGGAAACGAUGUGGCCGCCAUCUUGUCCCGCCGUAUCGCUGUGGAGUGCAGCGACAGCGAAGACGACUCCUCGGAGUUUGACGACGACGAGUGGUCCGAGUGAGACCUGGUCCUCUCACCUCAUCACGUCUUUCCCCGUCGUUGAACAACAACAUCAUUGUGCGUUUCCAUACAGAGUACUCUUCAGUUACAUGUUUGCGUUGUCGGUCUAACAUGUACGUGUAUUUUAAAUCACAUUCCUAGACUUAUUUACAAUUUUUCCACCUUAUUUAUGUGUAAAGGUCCAACGGUUAGAACUAAGACCUGGCAUGCUUGCUUGUGUCCCACUGUUUUCUCAGGAAAAUCAUGCCAUGAAUAUCACAUCCCUCCUCCUAUCUGCUUAAUCUCUGUUAGCAGCAGGUGUCUCUUGCUUUUGUCAAUUAUGGGAAUAUUUGUAUUUUUUUUUUUUCCCAGUGAUGAACAACUAACAGUUUCUCUCAGUCCUGCAUUCAUCUUAACAGUUUAACCCCAGUGAAGUAUUGAUUUUCAAACAGUAAAGAUGCAUUUAUGAAUGCCAUAAGUUCAAAGCCGUCUUCCAGGUUAAGAAAUCCUCCUUUUUUUUUUCUUCAUCUAAGUAUUCAACCCUUUAGUGGUGAUUAUGAGAUCAAAUCUUAUAGUUGUAACUCAAAAAAUGAAAUAAAGUUUUCCACCUGUGUUGCACAACAUCAGUGCCUUAUGAAACAUGCAGACAUGUUUCAAAAAUAAGAUUAAUUGCGUAAUAUAUUUUACCCUUUAUUAAAUAUAUUUGUCUUCACUGACGUAAACAACAGCCUUUUGUUUUAGGCAUUCCACGUCUCCUCUGAGCACAAAUAGGAUCAGCCUAACAUGCAGAAAAAUAUUGUCUGCCUCCAGUGAUCUCAGAUCUAAAGUGCCUUUUUUAUGUUUUUUGGUAUGAUUUGGUUACAGAGCAAUCAAGUGUUUUCCCAAAGUGUUCUGUUGGUUUUCUGCCUUCAACUUUUAAAUGAUUUAUUUCAAUAAAUAUAGAAUAAGGCUUAAAAA